Messenger RNA from Syngnathus acus (greater pipefish), 1756 nucleotides. It is a transcript of the gene apex2, whose product is annotated as APEX nuclease (apurinic/apyrimidinic endonuclease) 2. The record is from RefSeq and is a predicted model, not a curated record. The transcript has 6 exons. NCBI's taxonomy places the organism in Eukaryota, Metazoa, Chordata, Actinopteri, Syngnathiformes, Syngnathidae. Gene Ontology annotation, cellular component: nucleus. Gene Ontology annotation, biological process: base-excision repair. Bases 98 to 1645 code for a protein of 515 amino acids. Gene Ontology annotation, molecular function: zinc ion binding; double-stranded DNA 3'-5' DNA exonuclease activity; endonuclease activity.
UGUACUUCCGGGUCUGCACGUAAACUGAACUAUUACAACCAUAAUUUCCAGUACCUCUGAGUGUGGUGCAUAUUUACUUCUUUUUUUUUUCUUCAAAAUGAAGUUAGUCACUUGGAAUAUUAAUGGUAUACGGACGUUCGGAUGUGGAAUCAAAAAGGCGCUUGAUGCACUGGACGCGGAUAUCAUAUGCGUGCAGGAGACCAAAGUGACAAGAGACCUGCUCGAUGCAAGGACUGCCAUCGUUGAUGGGUAUAAUUCCUUUUUCAGCUUCAGUCGAGGACGCAGUGGCUACUCAGGUGUCGCCACUUAUUGUAAGGACAGUGCCACACCAUUUGCUGCUGAGGAGGGCCUCACUGGUCUUUUGACCAAUCAUGCGGGAGCUGUUGGUUGUUAUGGUAACCAGUCCGAGUUUACAGAUGAGGAGCUCCAGCUUUUGGACAACGAAGGUCGAGCCGUUAUCACGCAACACAGAGUCCAACAUUCGGACAAAAUCCUAACUGUUACUGUGAUAAAUGUUUACUGUCCGCGAGCUGACCCAGAAAAGCCAGAGCGAAAACAGUUCAAACUGCAGUUUUACAAGCUGCUUCAGGCUCGAGCUGAAGCUAUACUGAAGAACGGGAGCUCUGUAAUCAUUUUAGGAGAUGUAAAUACCUCACAUCGACCAAUAGACCACUGUGACCCAAAUGAAAUUGAUGACUUUGAGGACAAUCCUGGCAGGAAAUGGCUGAACGGCUUUUUGAGGGACAACAAAGCGUCGCCGUCAGCAGAUUUCUCCCAUGAUGGCGAGUUUGUCGACACGUUUCGCCAUUUCCACCCCACUCGCGCUGGCGCCUUCACGUGCUGGUCCACUCUCACGGGGGCUCGCCGCACCAACUACGGCACGCGCAUCGACUACAUCUUUGCUGACUAUCAGCUUGCCAAGGAGCAGUUUGUGGCAGCUGACAUCAUGCCGGAGGUCGAGGGCUCGGAUCAUUGUCCCGUGUGGGGGGGUCUCCGGUGCUCUCUGCUGUCCAACUCCAAGCCGCCCCCUCUCGCUACCUGCUACCUCCCAGAGUUUGCCGGCAAGCAGCAGAAACUCUCACGCUUUCUGGUUAAGGUGGACCAAAAUCCAUGUCAGACUGAGUCGAAGGAAGCGCUGCCCGGAUCACAGGAAGAAGCCGAAAGGAGGGAGAAUAUAAACGUCACGGCCACCAAGAGAAUCCUGAGGACAGAGUCUGCCUGUCAGACGAGCAAAAAGACCAAAACUGCUAAGACUUCUUCAAAACCACAGGGCAGCCUUCUUGCCUUUUUUAAACCCCAAAAUGGAAAAGCACUUGGUUCUUCACACAAUUCCCUCAAAGCGUGCCCAGUUGAGAACACGCCACAGCUUCACAGCGCCACGCAAAACAAGAUGACACGAGGUGAAGAGACAUACAACCCACGUGACAACAAAGAAGCAUCUUUGGGGUUUUGGAAGUCCGUCCUUCACGGCCCGCCCCCGGCGCCCACCUGCAAGGUUCACGGUGAGCCCUGCGUCUUGCGGACUGUCAGGAAGGAGGGGCCCAACGUAGGGCGCCAGUUCUUUGUAUGCGCCCGCCCUCAAGGGCAUGUUUCCAACCCAGAAGCACGCUGCAAUUUCUUUGCAUGGGUUGACAGGGGAAAAUGACCCUCCAAAAAAGACAACAUUUUCCUAAUGUUUCACCAUGUGUCUACUGUGAAAUUUAUUUUAAUCGUUUGAAUAAAAUUGUGUUUCAUAACAAUUCAGGUCCAAUUUUAA